This is a messenger RNA of Pyricularia oryzae 70-15, 2282 nucleotides long. RefSeq names its product bifunctional purine biosynthesis protein ADE17. Gene Ontology annotation, molecular function: IMP cyclohydrolase activity; phosphoribosylaminoimidazolecarboxamide formyltransferase activity. The record is from RefSeq and is a predicted model, not a curated record. Gene Ontology annotation, biological process: 'de novo' IMP biosynthetic process. The transcript is spliced from 3 exons. The coding region runs from base 166 to 1953 and encodes 595 amino acids. Gene Ontology annotation, cellular component: cytosol. Lineage: Eukaryota; Fungi; Ascomycota; Sordariomycetes; Magnaporthales; Pyriculariaceae.
AGAGAAAAAAAAAAUAAGAAAAAAAAAGUUAUUUACCACUGAGUCUUGUGCACAACUUAUACGCCAAAAUCUUUCCAGAAGCAAGUUUCUAGUCUAAAUUGGUCACCCAAGCAUAUCACGGCUUUGGUCAAGACUAGCACUUAUUGGGCACACUAUAAAAUCAAGAUGGCGUCUUCUCAGCGGAUUGCCAUCGUCUCCGUCUAUGACAAGACAGGACUCUUGGAUCUGGCUAAAGGCCUCAUCAAGAACAAUGUUCGCAUUCUGGCGUCUGGAGGUACCUCCAAGAUGAUCAGGGAGUCCGGCUUCCCUGUGGAAGACAUCUCAGCCAUCACCAAGGCCCCCGAGAUGCUGGCUGGCCGGGUCAAGACCCUCCACCCAGCCGUGCACGCCGGCAUUCUGGCCCGCAACCUCGAGUCGGACGAGAAGGACCUUGCCGAGCAGAGCAUCGACAAGGUCGACUACGUCGUCUGCAAUCUGUACCCCUUCAAGGACACCGUCGCCAAGAUCAACGUCACCGUCCCCGAGGCUGUCGAAGAGAUCGACAUUGGAGGCGUCACCUUGAUCCGUGCCGCCGCCAAGAACCACUCGCGCGUCACCAUCCUGAGCGACCCGACCGACUACGCCGAGUUCCUCAAGGAGCUGGACAGCGGCGAGAUCAAGGAGUCGAGCCGCAAGCUGUACGCUCUCAAGGCCUUUGAGCACACGGCCGACUACGACGCCGCCAUCGCCGACUUCUUCCGCAAGCAGUACGCCUCGGACGGCCUGCAGCACCUCACCCUCCGCUACGGCGCCAACCCCCACCAGAAGCCCGCCGCCGCCUUCGCCAAGGAGGGCAAGCUGCCCUUCAAGGUCCUCUGCGGCAGCCCGGGUUACAUCAACCUGCUCGACGCGCUCAACGCCUGGCCCCUGGUCAAGGAGCUCAAGGCCGCCCUCGGUCUCCCCGCCGCCGCCAGCUUCAAGCACGUGUCGCCCGCCGGCGCCGCCAUCGGCACCCCGCUGUCUGCCGACGAGCAAAAGGUCUAUAUGGUCGAGGGCAUCGAGGGUAUUGAGUCGUCGGCCCUGGCCCAGGCCUACGCACGCGCCCGUGGCGCCGACCGCAUGUCGUCGUUUGGUGACAUGAUCGCCCUCAGCGACGUCGUCGACCUGCCCACCGCCCAGAUCAUCUCCAAGGAGGUCUCUGACGGUGUCAUCGCCCCUGGCUACGACGCUGCCGCGCUCGAGGUCCUCAAGAAGAAGAAGGGCGGCCGCUACCUGGUGCUGCAGAUGGACGCCGACUACGUCCCGAGCCCGCAGGAGCUGCGCACCGUCUACGGCGUGUCGCUUGCCCAGCACCGCAACGACGUCGAGGUGUCGCCCGCGUCGUUCAGCACCGUCUUGGUGCCCAAGGAUGGCCCGGCCCUGCCCGAGUCUGCCCUGCGCGACCUGACCGUCGCCACCAUCGCGCUCAAGUACACCCAGAGCAACUCGGUCUGCUACGCCGCCAACGGCCAGGUCAUCGGCCUCGGCGCCGGCCAGCAGUCGCGCAUCCACUGCACUCGCCUCGCCGGCGACAAGGCCGACAACUGGUGGCUGCGCUUCCACCCGCGUGUCCUUGGCAUCAAGUGGAAGAAGGGCACCAAGAGGCCCGACAAGAGCAACGCCAUCGACCUGCUCGUCAGCGGCGAGCUGCCCAAGUCCGGCCCCGAGAGGGAGUCGUUCGAGGCCCUGUUCGACGAGGUCCCUGCCGCCUUUGGCGAGGCCGAGCGCGAGGAGUGGCUCGGCAAGCUGACCAACGUUGCUAUUUCCAGCGAUGCAUUCUUUCCCUUCACCGACAAUGUGUACCGUGCGGCCCGUUCAGGAGUCAAGUACAUGGCCGCGCCAAGCGGAAGCCAAAAUGACCAGCCCGUCUUCGACACGGCCGACAAAUUGGGCAUCACUUUUGUGGAGCAGAGCGUCAGGCUGUUCCACCACUAAAAGUAUCACAGCAUGACUCUUCGAGAGUGGAAUUAUAGCAAAAGGUUGGGAAUGGGAAAUGGGGAGAUUCUACUGUAUAUACCCAUACUAUAUGAUGUGAUUGAUGAGGGAAUUAAAAUGGGCGUGUUUAGGUUCAACACGGGACAGGGUUUUCAUGAGGGAUAAUAAUAUCCAGACUUCAACAAGCAGCAAACAAAGCUUCUAUUUUCUUCAUUCGUCUAUGUUGCUGACUUUACUUUUUUGUCAUCCAUUUUCGUUUGAGGUCAUAUGCCUAGAAAAGGGUUUCCCGCGAUCAUUUCAUAUCAUGAAGCAAAUCAUUGUCAUGCAGC